Meloidogyne enterolobii is the source of this 1436-nucleotide messenger RNA. The record is from the annotation of a GenBank genome assembly. Lineage: Eukaryota; Metazoa; Nematoda; Chromadorea; Rhabditida; Meloidogynidae.
UAUAAUCCAAAAUGGAUAUCAUUUGGCUUUUUCGUUUAAUUUUUUUAAAUAUUAUUAUUAUAAAAUAUUGCGUAAUUGGUGUAAAGGAAAACAAUGAAAUUGUUAACAAUAAAGGAAAGAAAAAGUUAGAAAUACAUGAAGAAGGAUCCAAAAAAUCUAAUGGUGUCAAGCCGAAUCUUCAUUUGCCACCAUUAGCGCCUAAAACUAAAGAUCGGCAGAGAACCAAGUUGAGGAAAGUAACAUACAUUAAUACAGAUAUUAAUAAUUUCAAAGAAAUGGUCCAUAAAGUAACAGGCUUCCCGGAUGAAAUAUAUGACAUUAAGCAGGAACAUGAUAACCUAACUGAAGGUCCUUUUGUAAAUAAUAAUGCAAACAUGGAUGAUUUAGGUAAAGAACAUUUAUUGCAACAAAAUGAACAUUCUAUUGAUGAUCAAAAUAACGAUGAGGUACCGAUAUUGGAAAGUAGCGAUUUAACGAUAACAUCUGGAAAAAUAAAAAUAAAUAACAAUCUCAUCAAUCUUCACAAUACUCUUAUUAAGAGAAAAAAGAAGAAACAAAACAAUAAUUACAUUCAUAACAAAUAUCAAGUUGGAAUACCGAAAUUGGGAACUAACAAUCCAGCAUUAGACUCUGAAAAGAUUAAACAAGAACAAUACGAUCAUUUUACUCAGAGCCAUGAUAAUUUUAUUUCAACUCACUAUAAUUUUCCUAAUGAUAUUACAACUUCAUCAAACCAAAAUCACUAUUCCUUACAAAAUAUUCCAAUGAUUAAACAUGAACAUCUUGAAAAUAAUUUUGUGGAUUAUCCUCAUAAUUUCGAUUUGGACUACUUUAAUAAAUUAAAUCAUCAUGGUGAUUUAUCUAUAAAUGAAGGUCAACAAAUAUCUGAAAUGCAUCCAAAUAACAACAAUUUUGUGAAUCCUUAUGAUAAUCAGAUACACGGUUAUUAUAAUCAACAACAAGAAAUUCAAAACCAUCUGCCUCAGAAACAUCAAAAUCCAACCAAUUCAAGUGGUCUUCAUUAUCAAAAUCAAUUUGAUUAUUCUCAACAUCCACUUGGAGAAACCUCAAAUGGAUUAUAUGUUCAACAACAAAAUCAGCUAGACCUCCCUCAUUCGCAUAUGCCUUAUAACCAAUUUCACUCAGAUAUUUCACAUCAUGGUUAUGAUUAUACAAAUGCUGAUUUCCAAUACUUGUUUGGACAACAAAAUAUAAUUGGUGAUAAUUCAACAGGAGUAUUUGGGGAACUUUAUGAUGAAUUUCAUAAUAUUCAUCUACAACCCGAAAACAAAAAUUAUGUUCAUGAUUAUCACAACACUUUACAAGAUAAUCAAGUAACUGGUUUUGAAUUACAUGGAACGAGUGGAUACAGCAAUAAUGUACAGGAUAAAGCUAGCGGAUCUUCAACUAAAUUUGAUGGACAGAAAGGAAUUUAA